Molecule: messenger RNA, 1056 nt
Organism: Babesia microti strain RI
Lineage: Eukaryota; Apicomplexa; Aconoidasida; Piroplasmida; Babesiidae
Product: ethanolamine kinase
Exons: 7
Coding region: 1-1056 (351 amino acids)
Biological process (GO): phosphatidylethanolamine biosynthetic process; phosphatidylcholine biosynthetic process
Cellular component (GO): cytoplasm
Molecular function (GO): choline kinase activity; ethanolamine kinase activity
Source: RefSeq, a predicted model, not a curated record
AUGAGUAACAGUCUAUUUAGUAGUAAAACCAAUCGGAGAUAUGCAGUAAAUGGUGACUAUAUUUUGCAGAAGGCUGCAGAACUAACCGCUGCAACUCUGUGUACAAAUAAUACAUCAAAAUUAUCGUUUAUACAGAUUAAGGGAGGAAUUACUAACUUGAUUUAUCGCGUAGAGAGUACAGAAUCUGACAAUAAGGUGCUGGUGCGAAUUUAUGGAGAUAAGACGGACUACAUAAUCAACCGAGAGAGGGAAAUGGCAAUUUGUGAGGUUUUAUUCAAAAUUGGCCUAUCUAAGAAUAUAUAUGGCUGCUUUGAGGGAGGCCAAAUCGAGGAAUGGAUUGAAGGGACCAUCAUGUCGGAUGAUAAUGUCAAAGACUCAAUUAUUAUGAAUGGAAUUGCCAAAACUAUGAAAAGGUUGCAUAGUGUACCUCUAUGCGACAAAUUUUACAUCAAAACUGAAGUCGAAGGAUACACGUCUAGCCUAUAUAAGGGGAAGUCAUUUCUCUUUGCUAAGAUAAAAAUGCUUUACCACAGGGUCAUGUCCAAGUCUAGUGACUUGAAAGCCAACUUUCCAGAAUUUGACUUUGGCAAAAUAAAACUCGACAUUGAAGUGCUGGAACAAAUAUGCGAUGAAGCUAAUUCGCCCGUAGUUCUGUGCCACGGAGAUUUACUUCCUGCAAAUAUAGUACUCACCAAAGAAGGAAUUAGAUUUAUAGACUUUGAGUAUUCCUGUCCCAUGGAAAGGGGCUAUGAUAUAGCAAAUCAUUUGAUGGAAUACACGGGAUGUCAAGCAGAUUGGUCAAGGCUACCCACACAUGAAGAGGAGAGUCAGUUUUUAAGUUACUACCUCGACACAUCAUCUACGGAAGAUAUUGAGAUCCUUAGGGAUGAGAUUAGACCAUUUUAUCUCGCAUCCAACCUCUUUUGGGGAUUGUGGGGUUUAUUUCAAUACUAUUAUUCCAACGUUGAUUUUUGCUUCGGCGACUAUGCCAAGAAGAAACUAAGAUUUUUCAUGUGUCCAGAACAGCGCAGUAAAUACGGCUGGAUUACAUCUUGA